Molecule: messenger RNA, 546 nt
Organism: Ustilaginoidea virens
Lineage: Eukaryota; Fungi; Ascomycota; Sordariomycetes; Hypocreales; Clavicipitaceae
Exons: 5
Coding region: 1-546 (181 amino acids)
Biological process (GO): protein folding
Cellular component (GO): cytoplasm; microtubule cytoskeleton
Molecular function (GO): GTPase activity; GTP binding
Source: RefSeq, a predicted model, not a curated record
AUGCUGUCCAUCUUGCGAAAGGCUCGUCUUAAAGACAAAGAAAUGAGAGUUUUGAUGUUGGGGCUCGACAAUGCUGGUAAAACGACCAUUGUUAAACGGAUCAUGGGGGAAGACGUCAACACGGUAAGCCCUACGUUGGGCUUCAUCAUUAAGACGAUUGAUCAUGACGGGUUGGUCGGCUCCCAGCGGGACGUGGGCGGCCAGAAGACAUUACGAUCGUAUUGGCGCAACUACUUUGAGAAGACGGAUGCCUUGAUAUGGGUGGUGGAUGCUACCGAUCGAGUGAGAGUACGCGAUUGCAAAGAAGAGUUGCACGGACUACUCCUCGAAGAGCGGCUGUCUGGAGCAAGCCUGCUCAUACUUUCCAACAAGACAGAUGUGGAGGGGUGCAUGGAUGAGCAGGAAAUCCGACAGGCAUUAGAUUUGGACGAGAUCCGGACGCACCAGUGGCACAUUUUGAGAUGCAGCGCCAUGACGGGAGAGAACCUGCAAGAGGGGCUGGCCUGGGUCGUUGCUGACGCAAAGAAGAGGCUGUUUCUCUAUUGA